Molecule: messenger RNA, 3154 nt
Organism: Alligator mississippiensis (American alligator)
Lineage: Eukaryota; Metazoa; Chordata; Crocodylia; Alligatoridae
Product: mas-related G-protein coupled receptor member H-like
Exons: 2
Coding region: 194-1138 (314 amino acids)
Biological process (GO): G protein-coupled receptor signaling pathway
Cellular component (GO): membrane
Molecular function (GO): G protein-coupled receptor activity
Source: RefSeq, a predicted model, not a curated record
CGGCCACUUUGAUUUUGGUGUUUCACCCUUCACAAGAUGAAGAAGGCACUUUUUAAUGGGUGCUGCCAGGGAUUGACUGAGAAAUUCAUAAUAUCCAUGUUGUUUGGAGGUUUUCCACAGGGUCCUCUAGAGGGGGAAGGUGUGUUUGAGAGAAGUGGAAGAAGAGUAAUUGGCAUCCCACACAGGAUUCAUCAUGUCUGAGUCCAAUACACAGACCAACCUUUAUCCAACAACAGAUUAUGAGGAGUAUCCCCAGAUAGAUUAUACCACUUUACUGAUCAUUGACAGUAUCACUGUGUUCAUCUGCCUGUUGGGGCUUGUGGGGAAUGGAAUUGUCCUCUGGUUCCUUAGCUUCUGUAUCAAGAGGAAUCCCUUCACAACCUACAUCAUGAACUUGGCCAUUGCUGAUUUUGGCUAUCUUCUAUGUACAACUCUCUUCUUAUUUUUUGAAAAUAUGUAUAUCUUCCUGUUUAAUUUAAACAUCAUUCGUUUAAUUGAGUUAUUUAACAUGCUGGUUCUCUUCACGUACAGUAUCAGCCUGCAUCUCUUGACAGCCAUCAGUACUGAGAGGUGCCUAUCCAUUCAGUACCCCAUCUGGUAUCAAUGCCACUGUCCAAAGCACUUGUCUGCCAUUGUGUGUACCCUGCUUUGGACUCUUGCUUGUCUGAUGGCUGGGCUGGCAUCUCCCUUUUGCUUUCUGUACUCCUUUGAAACCUGCAUCAAGAUGCUCACACCCCUCUCUGCUACGAAUUUACUGGUUUUCUCCCCCAUCAUGGUCCUAUCCAGCAUCAUACUGUUCAUCAAGAUCCGACAUAGCUCUCAGCAACAGCAGCCAAGAAAGCUCUAUCUUGUUAUCAUGCUGACUGUCCUCUUCUUUGUCUUCUUUGCUGUUCCCCUCAGUACUGUGACCUUUUCCCAGAAUUACACUUAUGAUCCUUUUCUUAUUGAUUUCAGUUUCCUGUUAGCUUCUGGAAACAGCAGCAUCAACCCCUUUAUUUACUUCCUAGUUGGAAGCUACAGGAAGCGGAGGUUCAGGGGCUCUGUCAAGGUUUCAUUCAGGACAGUGUUUGAAGAGAAGGUGGAUCCAAGAGAUAACACAGAGACUGCCAGGGCAGACAGAAUGGUGACAGGUAUUUAAUAGGGCUGUGCAAAAUACCAUCAUUUUGUUUUGAUAUCUGUUUCACCGUUUUGAAGGGACAGUGUUUCAUUUUGUCAUUUCAUGUCAUUUCAAAGCACUGUCCCAUUUUGUUUCAUCAAAACCAUUUUGAUGGUUUUCGACGUUUAGCCCAUAGGCUAUAAUGAGGAAUCAUGAAAAUGCCUAAAACUUUGUCAUUUCUUGUCGGAUUUGGAGGAAAAUUGCAUGGAUGGUACCCCCUUCUGAGGGCAUGAAGCCUGCAACUUGUCAAGCAGAUAGGUGCAGAGAUUUCUGUGAAACUGCACCUCAAAUUGGUCAAACCAAAAGUCCUGACACUUGCCAGCAGCUGCAGCCUCCUCUCAUCUGGCAGGCAGAUCUCGGGGCUCACACCCCUGGGAGGGCUGCAGGGCUGUGCCAGAAUCCUCCCAGGGGUGCAGGCUGGAUGAAAGGAGGCUGCUGCUGCUGCCUGUGGCUGGCACUGGGCACAGCCUGUGCCCACCACUGAAGAAGAUUGCUGCUGCCUCCUGCGCCUCCUCUCAUCCAGCCCAAAUCCAAGGGCUCGCACCCCCAGGAGGAGUCUGAUACAGCCCAGAAGCCCUAUAAGGGGUGCAGGCCCCUGGAUCUGCUAUCUUCUCCAGUGUUGGACACAGCCUGUGCCCAGCACCGUCCCAGGUGGGACAAGCAGCCUGAGCCUCCUCUCAUUGGGGCACAGAUCCAGGGGCUCGCACCCCCAGGAGGGCUCCUGGGCUGUGCAGGACUCCUCCUGGGGGUGCAAUCCCCUAGAUCUGCACUGGAUGAUUGGAGGAUGAAGUUGCUUUCUGGUUGUGGAUCCCCCGCCCAGUGCUGGGGAUGUUUGCUGCUGUCACCAGUACCAGGCAGUCGCAGCAGCCUCCUGUCAUCCAGUGUGUGAAUCCGGGGGUUCGCACCCCCAGGAGGAGUCCAGCACAACCCCACAGCCCUCACAGGAGUGGAAGCUGCAUGCCCAAUGGAAGGAGGCUGCCGCUGCUGCUUGGGACCAGAGCUGAAGCCAAGUAAGACUGGCUUUGAAACUCAUAAUGUUUCAAAUCUUUUGAAACUUUUUGAGUGCUCUUGUUUUGCUUCAAAGCUGUCUCAAAGCCUUUUGUUUCAUUUCAAUUUCACUGUUUCAAGCUUGAAACGCAUUGAAACAUCUUCAAAAGAAACACCCAGCAAAAUUUUGCACAGCCCUAGUAUUUAAAUCCAUAUGGCCACCAGUCUGGGAGGUCCUACUUUAGGAACUAGUGAUUUUUUACAGCAUAGGAUCAAAGAAAUAAGAGAUACAGCUUUUCACACAGUGCACUGCUUCAUGGUCUGCCUAGUGUUAAAAGGCUCUCUCACAGAUUGGGUGCAACCCUGUUAUCUCCUGAAACAUAGGGAGAAAUACCACUGACUCAAAGAAAAACAGGCUCUGGCUCAUGAUAUUCACUUUCCCUUGUACAUCAACAAAUAGUAUCCUGCAAAUAUGCAGACAUUUCUCUUUAGAUGCUCAGUCUGAGGUGAAUUACCUAUACCCACUUGCUAUCUGCUUAGUGCCUGUGUUGUGGUCUUCUCUGAAAAUAUUUUUGAGAAUCAUUUAUCACUGCAUUCAAUAUGUUUUGCAUGUACUCUAGCAUAAUGUUGCAUGCUUCAUUUUCCCUGCUUUAAUAGUAUGCUGUUACAUACUAAAGAAAAAUGGGUCAAUCUUUUUGAGGAUGAAACUUGGGAGCAAAGUAGGGUAAAGAAUACAAUGGACCACCAUGUUUCAUGGCCCCAUCAACUGAUGGUAUUGUGUCAUCCCUGGUUCCCAAAGAGAAAUUACAGUCACAGGGUGAAAAACUGGCUUAAAAAACAGAGUCCGGGAUAUAUUAGAGAAGGGAAAAGGGAGAUGGAGAGCACAAAAGUGUUGGAGAAAGACAGCCUAGCCAUCUGGAUAACUGAAUCUUUUCCUGAGAUUUGGCCUAGGCAUCCAGAAACAUACGGACUCUUCCUGCUGUAAUGAAAAUUACCAAUAAAUAUUGCUCU